AUGGCCCAAAUCUACUACACCCGCCCAACACCCCUCCUCACGACAUUCACAAUCAUCACGGUCCUAUUCGGCCUCAGUGCAUUGAUAGCCUGGAUGAUACUCGGCCUUCAGAACACGGCCGGAAUUGCCCUAUUCGCCAUCAGCUCUUUAGCGCAUUGCAUGAACCUGCUACUGGAUCCGGAGACGACGUAUAAGACGACGCGCGUAUUGGAGGAUGGCACGACUGUGCGGGUGAAGAGGCCGUUGGUUGGGUUCAAGGCGAAUGAGACGGAGGUGGGAGUCACCGGGGGGUAUGAGGUGAGGGUGGAUGGGUGGAGGUACGAGCAUGCUCUUGUUAGAUUGUGA
This is a messenger RNA of Aspergillus melleus, 345 nucleotides long. RefSeq lists its product as uncharacterized. Bases 1 to 345 code for a protein of 114 amino acids. The transcript has a single exon. The record is from RefSeq and is a predicted model, not a curated record. NCBI's taxonomy places the organism in Eukaryota, Fungi, Ascomycota, Eurotiomycetes, Eurotiales, Aspergillaceae.